Messenger RNA from Tigriopus californicus, 1301 nucleotides. RefSeq lists its product as uncharacterized. The transcript has 6 exons. The record is from RefSeq and is a predicted model, not a curated record. Lineage: Eukaryota; Metazoa; Arthropoda; Copepoda; Harpacticoida; Harpacticidae. Gene Ontology annotation, molecular function: protein binding. Bases 94 to 1209 code for a protein of 371 amino acids.
UAAUAUAUAAUUAGAAUAUUUUCGUCACGCUGACCAACUUAAGUUCAUAACAAGCACGUGGCCUGAAAACUAUUCCAAGAUUCUACAAUCAAAAUGGGCAGACCCAAGGCCAAGAAUCCCAAGGCCAAACGAUUAGCUUUAAAGAAAGGUUUGGCAGUGGAGACACGAGAGUCGAAAUUUUCCAUUGAUCAAAUCUUGGAAAAGGCUCAAGAGAACUUGGACCAAUAUGACUACGAAAUGGCUCAAAAGUUCUGCCAACGGGCGCUGGAAAUGAAUCCGGAUCACGCCAAAGCCCUGGAGCUCACAUCCACUUUGUUGCUCGAGGCUGGAGAAGUGGAGGAUGCCAAGCAUUGCCUGGGUCGAGCUAUAACUGUCCAGCCAGAUGAGGGCUUUUCUAAAUAUUUCUCCAUGGCCCAAUUAUUGGGCGGACAAGAGGCGUUAGAGUUGUACAGGAAGGGCAUCGAGGUUCUCACCCAAGCCCGUGAUAAGGCCACAGAAGAGGCUGAGGCCAAAGAUCUGACCCGUGAUCUAUCCAAUGCUUAUUGCUCCAUGGCUGAACUUUUCAUGACGGACCUGUGCGAUGAAACCGAAGCCGAAGAAGACACCCUCAGAUGCAUUCGUAGCGCCUUGGACGUAGAUAAACGCAAUCCUGAAGCCUUUCAGACCAAAGCGCGUUAUCUACUUGUCAGAGAAAAGUUUGAAGAAGCGAAGGACACCAUGAAGCAAAGCCUUGAACUCUGGUUGCCCGCCUACCAAGGCGUGUUGGAAAACAAAUUGGAGGUCGUGGACUUUGAUCCGGUGGAAGUGUGCUCAUUACUCUACACAACCCGCAUUGGAACUUCGAAAAUGCUGAUUGAAAUGGAAAUGUGGGAAGAGGCUAUUCAAGUCUUAGAGGGACUUUUGGAAGAAGAUGACUCAUGUGUCGAGACUUGGUACCUUUUGGGUUGGUUGAAUAAACUCCGAGCAAUGUUACCGGAUGGAGAGGUUGGUUACAAUGCAAAUGCUCGGUUUUAUUUGCAAAAGGCCAAAAAAGUCCACACCAUGAAUCCCACACAAGAUGCCGAUAUGAUAAGUCAUAUCGACGAGAUCCUGGUUGAGCUUGGACCCAAUCCCAAUCCGGAUGAAGAUGAGGAUGAUGAAGCAGAAAAUUGGGAAGACGUAGAGAGCUCCUCAGAUGAGGAAGAUGAAGUGGCAAAUAUGGAAUCAUAAAAAUGUUGAAGUAAACCUUUUUACGAAAAGUCUAUUCAGAUAUCAAUUUUUAGCAAUAUUACAAAUAAAAUUAUUAUAUUCUUUCAUUUUAA